This is a messenger RNA of Melanaphis sacchari, 945 nucleotides long. Its product is annotated as zinc finger MYM-type protein 1-like. The record is from RefSeq and is a predicted model, not a curated record. NCBI's taxonomy places the organism in Eukaryota, Metazoa, Arthropoda, Insecta, Hemiptera, Aphididae.
AUGCAUAAACGUUAUGCGUUGAAAAUUAAGGCUGCUGGGCUGCAACUGGAACGAAAUUGUGAUAAUAUAAACCAAGGCAAUUUUAGAGCCAUUUUAAAAUACCGUGCUAAUGGUGAUGACUAUUUAAAAAGUAUUUUGCAAAAAGAAGGAAGAAAUGAAUUCAUUUGUCCCCAAAUUCAGAAUGAAAUAAUUUCAGUGUGUGGUGAUGUAAUUUUGAAAAAGAUUGUGAAUCAAGUCAAUGACUCAAAAUAUUUUUUUAAAUUUAUUUCUGUUCAAAGUUUGACAGGCAAAAAUUUAGCAGAUUCCAUACUGAAUGGAUUGAUGAGUUGUUGUGGGGUUGACUGCAAAUAUUUAUGUGGACAAGGUUAUGAUGGUGCAAGUAAUAUGGCAGGCCACAUGCAAGACGUUCAAUCCAUAUUAGAGCAAUGAGCAAUGUAUCCUAAAGAUUUGUACAUACAUUGUGCAGCUCAUUCUUUAAACUUGGCUAUCUCAACAGCUAGUAAAAUUAAACCUAUGAGAAAUUGUUUGGGAAUUAUAGAAAAGUUGUAUGUUUUUUUUAAUACAUCCAAACGUAACAAUGUUCUGCUGUCUUGUAUUGAAAAUAGUGAUACCGAUAUAAAAAUGAAAACUCUUAAACGUCUUUGUGCCACAAGAUGGGUACAAAGAUAUGAUUCGGUUCACGAUUUUGUUGAGCUAUUUGAGUUUGUCUUAGAAGCAUUAGAGACUAUUUUAGAGUGGAAUGGUUCAUCAGGUUCCACUACAAAUGCAAAUUUACUACUGAAAGCUAUGGAUUCUGAGUUUAUAGUGUCAGUUUAUGUUGUUAAGCAAUUACAAAAAGAAAGGAUUGAUUUAAAGAAAGCAGUUAGCCUGACAAAAUACAUUGUUUCAGAAUUGAAAUCUAUGAGAAGCCACUGUGAUAACGAGUUUAAAAAAAUAUUCCUAUAA